AAAGAAAAAAAUUGAAAAAAGAGCGCCGGGUCACCGAUCUGAGAAGAGCGGAGCAAGAAAGAAAGUGGAGGAAGCUAAGCUGCAGAGCUCAACCUGAUAUAUGUGGGGAAGUUUUAAGUGUUAUCUAUGAAUAACAACAAUACAGCAUCAAAGAAUGCAGGGGUGACACCCCCAUUUGUGCAUUCUGGGACAGUGCCACAAACAACGCCCAUGAACCACCAGACACAACCUCAAACACAAGGUGGGUCUCAUUUUCCAGGGCAUUUUCAAUUGUCUGAGCCGCAAGUACAAGUGCUGGCACAGGCACAGUAUGUGCAGGCUCAUGCCCAGGCACAAGCUCAGGCUGCCCACUCCCAGUUUCAAGCUCAGGUACAUUCACAAACUGCAAAUACUGGCAAUGUUGGUGUGCCUUCCCCCUUGGUUUCCACCCCAGGAACAGGAAGUGCGAAGCGGACUACUCAGAAGCCACCUUCUAAACCCUCUAGUUCAUCCAAUAACAAUGUGGCUUCCUCGUUUAAAACAAUGGAGCUAACUCCAGCUGCUAGAAGAAAGAAGCGGAAGCUUCCUGAGACACAAAUACCAGAGAAGGUGGCAGCAGUUUUGCCCGAGUGUGCUCUUUAUGCUCGGUUACUAGAAUUGGAGGAAAGAGUAGAUGCUACUUUGGCAAGAAAGAAGAUUGACGUCCAACAGUCACUUAAAAAUCCUCCGUGUGUUCAGCGGACACUUCGAAUUUAUGUUUUCAAUACUUUCUCAAAUCAGGGACAAACAGAUACUGACAAGAAUAAUGCUGAGGCCCCUUCUUGGUCCCUUAAGAUUGUUGGGAGGAUUUUGGAAGGUGGCAAAGACCCUGUGCUGGCUGGAAAGGAGCAAAAGUCAUACCCAAAAUUCUCGUCUUUCUUCAAGAAGAUUACAAUAUACCUGGAUGCAAGCCUCUAUCCAGAUAAUCAUGUGAUUUUAUGGGAGAGUCCUAGGUCACCUGUGCUUCAUGAGGGCUUCGAGGUGAAGAGGAAAGGAGACAAGGAGUCCACUGCAAGAAUAAAGCUAGAAAUGAAUUAUAUUCCUGAGAGAUACAAACUUUCAUCUGAUCUAGCAGAAGUCCUUGGAAUUGAGGUGGAUACCCGCCCAAGAGUCUUGGCUGCAGUUUGGCAUUAUGUGAAGUCUAGGAAGCUUCAGAACCAUGAAGACAAUUCCUUCUUCAUAUGUGAUCCACCCCUCCAGAAGGUGUUUGGGGAAGAGAAGAUGAAAUUUUCUAUGGUUUCACGGAAGAUAACUCAGCAUUUAACUCCUCUACAACCUAUAUAUUUGGAACACAGGAUCAAGCUUUCAGGAAACUGUCCAGCUGGAUCAACUUGUUAUGAUGUACAGGUUGAUGUACCUUUUCCAUUAGAAAAGGAAAAGUCUGCUUUCUUGGCAAACAUGGAGAAGGACACAGAUAUAGAUGCUUGUGAUGAGAUAAUUCGCACUGCAAUAAAGAAAAUACAUGAGCAUUGUCGACGGCGAGCUUUCUUCAUUGGUUUCAGUCAGUCUCCAGGAGAGUUCAUUAAUGCUUUAAUUGCUUCACAGAGCAAGGAUCUAAAGCUCUUUGCUGGAGAUGCUAGUCGGAAUGCAGAAAAAGAGCAUCAUUCUGAUUUCUAUAAUCACCUGUGGGUUGAAGAUGCUGUUAUUCGGUACCUGAAUCGCAAGAGUGCUGGAAGUGAUGCUUCUGGGGCUACUUGAGCAGGAAUCUAUUUAAUUGUUAAAUGGUAUUAUGAAUUAGAUCCUUGUAUCUCCAUUUCCUUCCCGUUGCUUUCCUGCAUUGUUUAUUGAUUAGAGGAACAUCAGUUGAUACAGACAAAAUAUAAUUAGUGACUCUUCAGCUAGAACGUUGUAUCAAAUUUAUCUGAAGACAGGAGAGCAAUGUAUUUGUUUGUUGUCUAAAUUUGCUUAACGUAAAAUUAGUUAGGUUAUGGUAAUGAGACCCGUUUCAUUUUUGUGGAAUUUACCCCAAGCACCUUGACCAAUUCAUU
This is a messenger RNA of Rubroshorea leprosula, 2006 nucleotides long. The record is from the annotation of a GenBank genome assembly. NCBI's taxonomy places the organism in Eukaryota, Viridiplantae, Streptophyta, Magnoliopsida, Malvales, Dipterocarpaceae.